Messenger RNA from Molossus molossus (Pallas's mastiff bat), 773 nucleotides. It is a transcript of the gene PDCL2, whose product is annotated as phosducin like 2. NCBI's taxonomy places the organism in Eukaryota, Metazoa, Chordata, Mammalia, Chiroptera, Molossidae. The record is from RefSeq and is a predicted model, not a curated record. Gene Ontology annotation, cellular component: cytoplasm. Gene Ontology annotation, biological process: protein folding. The transcript has 6 exons. Bases 1 to 741 code for a protein of 246 amino acids.
AUGGCACAGCUCCUACCCGAUCCAAAUGAAGAUACAGAAUGGAAUGAAAUUUUAAGAGAUUUUGGCAUUCUUCCUCCAAAAGAAGAGCCAAAAGAUGAAAUUGAAGAAAUGGUUUUACGUUUACAGAAAGAAGCAAUGGUUAAACCGUAUGAAAAGAUGACUCUUGCACAGUUGAAGGAAGCUGAAGAUGAAUUUGAUGAUGAAGAUAUGCAAGCUAUUGAAACAUAUAGGGAGAAGCGGUUACAGGAAUGGAAAGCUCUUAAGAAAAAACAAAAAUUUGGGGAAUUAAGAGAAAUUUCUGGAAAUCAGUAUGUGAAUGAAGUCACAAAUGCAGACAAAGAUGUAUGGGUUAUAAUUCACCUAUACAGAUCAAGCAUACCAAUGUGUUUGUUGGUUAACCAGCAUCUUGAUCUUCUAGCAAGAAAGUUUCCAGAAACUAAAUUUGUUAAAGCCAUAGUGAAUAGCUGUAUUCAACACUACCAUGACAACUGUUUACCAACAAUUUUUGUUUAUAAAAAUGGUCAGAUAGAAGGCAAAUUCAUUGGAAUUAUAGAAUGUGGAGGGAUAAAUCUCAAGCUAGAAGAACUUGAAUGGAAGCUAGCAGAAGUUGGAGCAAUACAGACUGAUUUGGAAGACAACCCCAAAAAAGGCAUUGUAGAUGUGAUGGUAUCUUCAAUAAGAAACACUUCUAUUUAUGAUGACACUAAUAGUUCAAACAGUGAUGAUGAUGAUACCAAAUAGAGGGACAUGCUUAAUAAAUAGCUUUAAAGUAU